Molecule: messenger RNA, 2583 nt
Organism: Gorilla gorilla gorilla (western lowland gorilla)
Lineage: Eukaryota; Metazoa; Chordata; Mammalia; Primates; Hominidae
Product: probable C-mannosyltransferase DPY19L2
Exons: 16
Coding region: 84-1532 (482 amino acids)
Biological process (GO): spermatid development
Cellular component (GO): nuclear inner membrane
Molecular function (GO): mannosyltransferase activity
Source: RefSeq, a predicted model, not a curated record
UUUUUUUUUACAGUGGUACUGAACUGGGAGGUCUUAUUACAGUACUGUGCUUCUUUUUCAACCGUGGAGAGGCCACCCGUGUGAUGUGGACACCACCUCUCCGUGAAAGUUUUUCCUAUCCUUUCCUUGUACUUCAGAUGUAUGUUUUAACUUUGAUUCUCAGGACCUCAAGCAAUGAUAGAAGGCCCUUCAUUGCACUCUGUCUUUCCAAUGUUGCUUUUAUGCUUCCCUGGCAAUUUGCUCAGUUUAUACUUUUUACACAGAUAGCAUCAUUAUUUCCCAUGUAUGUUGUGGGAUACAUUGAACCAAGCAAAUUUCAGAAGAUCAUUUAUAUGAAUAUGAUUUCAGUUACCCUUAGUUUCAUUUUGAUGUUUGGAAAUUCAAUGUACUUAUCUUCUUAUUAUUCUUCAUCUUUGUUAAUGACGUGGGCAAUAAUUCUAAAGAGAAAUGAAAUUCAAAAACUGGGAGUAUCUAAACUCAACUUCUGGUUAAUUCAAGGUAGUGCCUGGUGGUGUAGAACAAUCAUUUUGAAAUUUCUGACAUCUAAAAUCUUAGGCGUUUCAGACCAUAUUCGCCUGAGUGAUCUUAUAGCAGCCAGAAUCUUAAGGUAUACAGAUUUUGAUACUUUAAAAUACACCUGUUCUCCCGAAUUUGACUUCAUGGAAAAAGCAACUCUGCUGAUAUACACAAAGACAUUAUUGCUUCCAGUUGUUAUGGUGAUUACAUGUUUUAUCUUUAAAAAGACUGUUCGUGAUAUUUCGCGUGUUUUAGCUACAAACGUUUAUCUAAGAAAACAGCUCCUUGAACACAAUGAGCUGGCUUUUCACACAUUGCAGUUGUUAGCAUUUACUGCCCUUGCCAUUUUAAUUUUGAGGCUAAAGCUGUUUUUGACACCGCACAUGUGUGUUAUGGCUUCCUUGAUAUGCUCUCGACAGCUCUUUGGCUGGCUUUUUCGCAGAGUUCGCAGAGAGAAUGUUAUCUUUGGCAUUCUAACAGUGAUGUCAAUACAAGGUUAUGCAAACCUCUGUAAUCAAUGGAGCAUAAUAGGAGAAUUUAAUGAUUUGCCUCAGGAAGAACUUUUACAGUGGAUCAAAUACAAUACCAUACUAGAUGCUGUCUUCGCAGGUGCCAUGCCUACAAUGGCAAGUGUCAAGCUGUCCACACUUCAUCCCAUUGUGAAUCAUCCACAUUACGAAGAUGCAGACUUGAGGGCUUGGACAAAAAUAGUUUAUUCUACAUAUAGUCGAAAAUCUGCCAAAGAAGUAAGAGAUAAAUUGUUGGAGUUACAUGUGAAUUAUUAUGUUUUAGAAGAGGCAUGGUGUGUUGUGAGAACUAAGCCUGGUUGCAGUAUGCUUGAAAUCUGGGAUGUGGAAGACCCUUCCAAUGCAGCUAACCCUCCCUUAUGUAGCGUCCUCCUUGAGCCGAGAUUGUGCCACUGCACUCCAGCCUGGGCGACAAAUCGAGACCCCGUCUCCAAAAAAAAAAAAAAACAAAACUUGAUUGGGAUCCAAAAUCAUACAACUAUACACUAAAAUCAGUGAAUAUUACCUUAUGUAAAUUAAAAAUUAGGAAAUCAAAAGAAAAGCAUACAUAUAAAAAACAGUUUUUUCUAAGCAUUUCUCAUUUGUAGGGUGUUUGAAUUAUGUUGUAUGUUGUCUCAUUUCACCCCCAUAACAAAUCUAUGAAAGAGGUACUUUUAUCCCCAUGUUAACAUGAAUAAACCCAGGUUUGGAAAAGUUGAGAAACAUACUUACUGUCAUAUAGUUAACAAGUGACCGAGCAGGGAUGUGAAGCCAGAGUCCUCUGACUCCAAGGUCUGAGUUCUUCCUCCUGCACAGUGGUCAAUUGGCUAGAUCCACAUAAACAGCAUGCACAAACUCACCACUCACACAUACAUACCCACAGACACACACCACACAGAUGGGAUACAUCUCACAAUCACAUAUAUGGAAUGAGUGAUAUGCAAAUAUAAAAUUGCAUUAUUUUUGUAUUAUUCUCAUUUUAUAUAAAUCCUACCACGAGGCAUAGUCUGUCUCAUUCAUUCAUUCAUUUAUCCAUCCCUUCAUUUAUUCCCUCAUUUCCUCAGGAAAUAGCUUCCCUUGUGGCAGGUGCUAUUCCAGACUCUGGAGAUACUACAGUGAACACAACAGAAUAAACUCAAAAACUCUAAAAUGCAACAAUAAAAAACAAGGAAAUUUCAAAAAGGAUCAAAGUUUUGAACAGACCUUUCAACUGAAAUAUAUAUGUAGUUAAUACACACAAAAAAAACCAAGUAAAUAACAAGUGGGAUAUUUGGUAGUGACAAGUGCUAUGAAGAAACACUAAAGCAAAGUAAGAAGAGUGAGUAAGAGGAGGAACUAUUUUAGAGACAGUGACCGGGGAGGCCUCUCUGCGAAGGGGAAUUGAAGCAGAGAAUGGAUGGAAGAGAGGCAGGGAGUAUUGGGAAGGUCUGGGAGAAGGUUUUUCCAGGACACAGGAAUAACCAGGAGAAGCCCCUGAGGCAGGAGUCGCUUGGCACGACUGAGGUACAGCCAGUGGGCUGCUCUGCUUGGGUGAGCUUGCAGGGCUGAGAGUGGGAGGAAG